AUGGAUCCAUUCCGUGUGCAGUUAACUGAUUAUUUUCCAUUCCAGGCUUAUGGCCUUAGCAUCAAGGAAAGCAGCAGGGAUACACACGGAUAUAUAGAGAGGGAGAGGGAAGGACAAAGGUGCGCAGGAGAGAUGGGGGGAAGCGUGAUUUCCAUCAUGCUGAGCAGCGGGCAAAUCACAAUUUACAUGAUCUCCAAAUUCUGGAAGAUAUGGGACGAGUGGGAUGUGCACGGAGUCAUUCUCCUCAAUCUCUCCCUGCAGAUCUUUCUCAUCUUCUUUGCUUCUUUAAGAAAGCGCUCAAAAGGCUUCUUACCCCGCGCAAUCUGGUUAGCUUACCUUCUUGCCGAUUGGGCUGCGAGCUACUGUGUUGGGCUCAUCUCCAAUAAUCAAAAAGCGCACUCAACCAAAACCACAAGAGACCACCUCACUGCAUUUUGGUCUCCUUUUCUUCUGCUUCACCUUGGGGGUCCAAACACCAUCACUGCUUAUGCUUUGGAGGACAAUGAGCUUUGGCUCAGGCAUCUUCUGGGUCUCAUUUUCCAGUCAGGCACGGCUGCUUGCAUCUUCGUUUUAACAGUUCAUGACAACUCAUUGUGGUUCCCAACCCUUUUGGUGUUUGUUGCUGGACUAAUCAAGUACACUGAGAGGACUCGUGCUUUGUAUGUUGCAUCAUUCAAUGCUUUCAGGCAAUCCCUAGUUCCAGACCCAGGCCCCGAUUACGGAAGGUUCAUGGUGGAAUUCUAUUCUCGGAGGAAGGCCAGACUUCCUGCUCAGAUUGUCACCAUCUCGAAGCUUGGGAGUAGCAGUGAUGCAGGCGGCAAAAAUGGGAGCCAGGGACCGAAUGAACUUGAGGCGGUUCGGAAAGGUUUCUUCUUCUUCCAAAAGUUCAGAGGUAUUAUUGUUGACAUGAUCUACAGCUUUGAUGACCGUCGCGAGAUCCGACGGCAUAUGGAAAACAAAACGCCAGGGGAAGUUCUCGAGGUGAUAGAAAUCGAACUUAAUUUCAUGUAUGAAUCUUUCUACACCAAAGUCACGGUAGUACGCAAGUGGUUCGGGUACUGCAAUAAAUUUGUUUCCUUCACUUUUGUUCUGUUGGCUUUUGGACUCUUUAUUUUAGAAGAGAAGCGUGGUUUGGACAAGUUUGAUACAGGUGUAACUUACGCUUUGUUAUGCGGCGCUCUGGCCUUAGACACCAUAGCUUUCGUCAUGCACUUUUUCACUGAAUACACAGCUACUCUUUCCCUGGAAUCUUAA
Messenger RNA from Neltuma alba, 1254 nucleotides. RefSeq lists its product as uncharacterized. The transcript has a single exon. The record is from RefSeq and is a predicted model, not a curated record. NCBI's taxonomy places the organism in Eukaryota, Viridiplantae, Streptophyta, Magnoliopsida, Fabales, Fabaceae. The coding region runs from base 1 to 1254 and encodes 417 amino acids.